Molecule: messenger RNA, 1440 nt
Organism: Psammomys obesus (fat sand rat)
Lineage: Eukaryota; Metazoa; Chordata; Mammalia; Rodentia; Muridae
Gene: Acd
Product: ACD shelterin complex subunit and telomerase recruitment factor
Exons: 11
Coding region: 132-1418 (428 amino acids)
Biological process (GO): telomere capping; telomere maintenance via telomerase
Cellular component (GO): shelterin complex; telomerase holoenzyme complex; chromosome, telomeric region
Molecular function (GO): telomeric repeat DNA binding
Source: RefSeq, a predicted model, not a curated record
GAGCGGGCGGGGCCUCAAACUUAGGCUCCGCCUCGCGGUCACGUGCUUCCUCUCUCCAACCAGACACAGGGCGGCGGUGCUCGCGGGAAGCGCCUGCCCGGAGGGGCUUCUCCGAGGGUGCCGCCGCGCUGAUGUCGGAGUCGGGGAGGCUGGUCCUGCGGCCCUGGAUUCGAGAGCUGAUCCUGGGCCCGGAGACACUGUCAAGUCCACGAGCCGGGCAGCUGCUCAAGGUACUCCAGGACUCGGAGACCCCGGGUCCAUCCUCCGCCCCUGACAUCCCUGACACCGGGGCCGUGUUGCUCGUGUCAGACGGAACUCACAGUGUCCGAUGCGUGGUGACGCGCAACGCCAUCGACACCUCCGACUGGGAGGAGAAAGAGUUCGGAUUCCGCGGGACAGAGGGCCGGCUCCUGCUGCUGCAGGUCUGCGAGGUCCGCAUUCAGAUUGCUCAGGACCAUGAGCCUGCCGAGUUCUACCUCCAGGUGGACCGCUUUAACCUGCUGCCCAUGGAGCAGCCCCGGGUCCAGGUGACUGGUUGCAACCAGGAUUCAGAUGUGCAGAAGAAGCUCAAUGACUGCCUUGAGGACCACCUUUCAGAGUCUGCUUCUUCCAGUGCAGGCCUGACACUGUCUCAGCUUCUGGAUGAGGUGAAGGAGGACCAGGAUCAUCGAGGGGCACUGGUGCGUCUAGCCGAGAGCUGCCUGGUGCUAGCAGGCCCUUGCACAACAACCCCCCUCACUCACUGGACUACCUCUUGCUGCCAGGCCACGGGAGAAGCUGUGUUCACUGUGUCUAGCUUAUUGCUGCACAUCUCUGAGAAUGAGGAGAAAAUCCUGAGUUCUAUCGACUCAAAUCAGAAGGUACAGGCAACCCCCAAUUCCCUUGGCCACAUACCAUUAGAGGAAAGUGGUGCCAGUGUUAGCCUUCUGUCAGCCUUGGCUACAUCGGACCCUGGGCAGAAGAGCAGCUUCCAGCCUCUACCAGCUGUUUGCUCAACCCCCCCAAUAUGUGAAGCCCCCAAUUCUUCACCCUGCAGUUCUACACCCAGCUCCCCUCUCCUGACCUGCACCCCGAGUCUCUCACCCCUUAGCCAUGCCCCCAGAGCAAACCAGGUCUUCGUGACCAGAGCCCAGGUUCACAACCAGGAGAUCAAGGAGUGCCAGAGGCCCAUCAAGAAACGGCAGCUUUUUCCAAGAACUGGAGCCAAGGCAGCCCAGGAGCCCUGCUCUGUCUGGAUUCUUUACCCCUUCCAGGAACCUCCAAAGAGGCAUCAUGAUGCUUCUGCUUUCCAGUAUAAAUACGACCCACCCUCUGCCUCCCUCCAUGCUCAGGUCCAAACUGUCAGGCUCUCUCCUCACCUGGUAGCUUGGGCCUUGAACUUGGUGAUGGAGUCAGAGUCUGAGUUAACACAGGUCUGAGGAGUCACUUGGACCUGUCAGA